Ostertagia ostertagi is the source of this 525-nucleotide messenger RNA. Lineage: Eukaryota; Metazoa; Nematoda; Chromadorea; Rhabditida; Trichostrongylidae. The record is from the annotation of a GenBank genome assembly.
GCUUACUAUUUUGGCGGACGUGCAGCUAUUCAAUUAGGCAACUACAAUGAAGCUAUACGGCUCAUCACAAAAGCUAAAGAAUUAGCUAGCAGUCAGAAAAUGAAUUUCGGCGACGAAAUUCAUGCUCAAAUGCGCCUCGCUCGAAGAGAAAAGUUUCGAGUGGAAGAGGAGAAACGAGUUAAGGAAGAGGGUGAACUGCAGAUCUACUUAAGGAAGCUGAUUGAGGAAGACACAAGUCGACGAAUAGCUGAGAUCGAUGAUCGACGUCGCAAACGUGAAAUUCCGGAUUUCCUUUGCGGAAAAAUAUCAUGCUCGUUGCUACAGGAUCCUGUAAUCACUCCAUCCGGCAUUACCUACGAUCGUGCUGACAUCAAACAGCAUCUUCACCGAGUUGGUCAUUUUGAUCCUGUCACACGAGCUCCGCUCACUGAGGCCGAUCUUAUUCCGAACCUCGCCAUGAAGGAAGUAUUGGAACAUUUCCUUAUUGAAAAUCCUUGGGCUAAAUACGAAGACUUGUUGAGUUGA